AAACAAACAAACAAACAAACGAACGAUGAGUUCACCCGUGUUGCUCAUUCCUUAACACUUGGAAGGUGUUACACGAAGAAUGGGCGUGAGUUAUCCAUCGAAAGAGAGCCCGGAGACUUUGGCUGCUCCUUGUUUUUUUUUUUUUCUUUCUUCGUCUUCUUUGGACCAACAUCUGAGCGCUCAGUUCAGUCGGUGAGAGGCAGCGGACGAACCAGCAGCACGAGUGCGCAGGAUGCACAUCAACCUUUGUGUGACUGACCUUCCAAAAAAUAAGCCAAGUAAGGUGCGCAAGAAGGAGGGGAGCGCGGAGUCAGAGAGUGUUUGAGUGAGCUAGAGGAAGAGAGGGAGGAGAGAAAGGGAGGAACGUGUGGACCAGGUACUCGAGUGCUAACAAACCUCCACGGGGGCUGCCGGGUUCGAACACAGGAUCAGCAACCAUGGUGCCAGCGCGCUUCCUGGGACUGGCCCUCCUCGUCCUUCUCCUGGGGUGCACCGUGGUUUUGUGCCUCGGCCAGAACGACACGGAGCCCAUCGUGCUGGAGGGCAAGUGUCUCGUCGUGUGCGAUUCGAACCCUUCUUCGGACGGAGGCGUCACGUCCUCCCUCGGCAUAUCGGUGCGCUCUGCGGGCGCAAAGGUGGCUUUUUCCGCCGUGCGUGGAACCAACCAUGAGCCGUCAGAGAUGAGCAACACCUCCAUGACGAUCUACUUUGACCAGGUUUUAGUGAACAUCGGCAACCAUUUUGACUUGAAGGCGAGUGUUUUCCAAGCUCCAAGGAGGGGGAUUUACAGUUUCAGUUUCCAUGUGGUGAAGGUCUACAACAGACAAACCAUUCAGGUAAACCUGAUGCAAAACGAUUACCCAGUCAUAUCAGCCUUUGCCGGCGACCAGGACGUGACAAGGGAGGCGGCCAGUAAUGGAGUACUGCUGAUGGUGGAGCGUGAGGACCGUGUCUACCUGAAGUUGGAGCGAGGCACCCUCAUGGGCGGAUGGAAAUACUCCACCUUCUCAGGCUUUCUGGUCUUUCCUCUAUAAUCUGACCUUGGACGGGACCCUGGUUGGAACGACAACAUGAAAAAAAGCAACACCAUGCAAAUUGAUUUGAAACUCGAAGAACUUGUCAGCCAAGGAAGCUGAUGAAAUUCCUGAAUGUCCUCAACCAUUCUCCUCCCCCCUUUCCUCCUCCCCCUCCUCUUCCUCCUCCUCACAUCAGUCUCCUCUCUUUGUCCAAUAUGAAACUUGGAGAUUCAAAUAUUCACAUCCAUCAACUCGUACGCAGUCAGGACGUCGUGGUGGUGUUUGGAAUUUUUCGCUGGCUUGGGAAACUUUGCCAAAAAAGGACAGCGUUAAAGGAAGAGAAGAGAUGGCACGGAAGAAGCGAUGAGUUAUUAUGCUCUAUUUUAAGUUCUGUAUAGCCUUAAAGAAUAUAUGGUUUCCGUCCAAGUGAAGUAUAUGGAAUUAUCGACAAGCUGAGAGAAAGAGAGAGAAAAGCUUUAACGCCCAAAGCUGUCUUUUGCACGAACGGAUUUUUUUUUUUCCUUUAUGUUUUGUGCUGUCAAUGGUGUUAUGUUUGGAUGGUGAAAAUAAGCCAAAUUUGGGCCAAGAGAAGAAGAUUUAUUUAUGAAAAGAAGAAGAGGCCACUGGAAACGACUUGACUUGGCGAGCCCUUUUAUUUAAAAAGAAAAAAGAAUGAAUUAAUAAUUUUUAUUCUUCACAUUAGUGUGUUUUACAUUGCGGAAUUUGCAUAUAGCUUUUGAUUGGUUUCAUGUUGAAGUGACAUUGCUCACUAAAUGUAAAAUGUGGAAACAAUAGAAGAAUCCCUAUAUAUGUCCCGCUUAAUAAAAAAUAUUGUAUUGGAUAG
Syngnathus acus (greater pipefish) is the source of this 1860-nucleotide messenger RNA. RefSeq names its product cerebellin 2b precursor (gene cbln2b). The record is from RefSeq and is a predicted model, not a curated record. Gene Ontology annotation, molecular function: protein binding. The transcript is spliced from 4 exons. NCBI's taxonomy places the organism in Eukaryota, Metazoa, Chordata, Actinopteri, Syngnathiformes, Syngnathidae. The coding region runs from base 438 to 1034 and encodes 198 amino acids.